Oreochromis niloticus (Nile tilapia) is the source of this 438-nucleotide messenger RNA. RefSeq names its product histone H2A. Gene Ontology annotation, molecular function: protein heterodimerization activity; structural constituent of chromatin; DNA binding. Lineage: Eukaryota; Metazoa; Chordata; Actinopteri; Cichliformes; Cichlidae. Bases 46 to 420 code for a protein of 124 amino acids. The transcript has a single exon. The record is from RefSeq and is a predicted model, not a curated record. Gene Ontology annotation, cellular component: nucleosome.
GUGAGUUAUACUUUUCUCCUGUCAACAAGCGAAGAAACAAUCAAGAUGUCUGGACGUGGAAAGACCGGAAAAGCAAAGGCAAAGCCGAAAACUCGUUCCAGCCGCGCUGGACUGCAGUUUCCUGUUGGUCGUGUCCACAGGCUGCUGAGGAAGGGUAAUUAUGCUGAGCGUGUUGGUGCCGGCGCCCCGGUGUAUCUCGCGGCUGUGCUGGAGUACCUAACCGCUGAGAUCCUGGAGCUGGCUGGGAACGCCGCCCGUGACAACAAGAAGACCAGGAUCAUCCCCCGUCACCUGCAGCUGGCCGUUCGCAACGACGAGGAGCUGAACAAGCUGCUGGGCGGCGUGACGAUCGCUCAGGGCGGCGUGCUGCCCAACAUCCAGGCCGUGCUGCUACCCAAGAAAACUGAGAAAGCUAAAUAAAAAAAAAAAAAAAAAAAA